Messenger RNA from Closterium sp. NIES-65, 669 nucleotides. The record is from the annotation of a GenBank genome assembly. Lineage: Eukaryota; Viridiplantae; Streptophyta; Zygnematophyceae; Desmidiales; Closteriaceae.
AUGGCGUCUCUUCUUGUUCAACACUCCGCCGUCGCAGCCUCCGCGACUCUCGCUUCCGCAUCUCGGAGAGCAGAUGGCGCCUCGUCAGCGCCUUUCGCGCCGCUCCCUGGUCGCAAGUCGGUGACGUCAGCCACAUUCACGGGGGGAAGGUCACAGCUCUCUUCGUCUGCUCUUCGACUAGAAUCUUCCACGUCAGCAGCAGCUGCUUCCACGCGGAAUAUCUCUGUGGCCGCGUCAUCUUCAUCGUCUUCCAGCUCAGAGGAGGUGUUUUUCGACAGUGGUCCGCAUGCAGGCGACCUGGCCCUGAACCUAGUGCUGGGGCUCACGGGCGUGUGGCUGCCGCUCACCCUCGCGUCCGCCUUCCGCGUCCUCACGCUGCGCUACCGCUUCACCAACCGCCGCUUCACUGUGCUCUCCGAGCUCGAUGAGAAGGAGAGGCUUGAGUACCCAUACUCGUUGGUGUCAGAGGUGCGGUCAGCGCCGCGCUUCAUAGGCGAGUGGGGGGAUGUGUCAAUCAUUCUCAAGGACAAGACAGUCAUUGACCUCAAGAGUGUGCCCAAGUUCAGAGAAGUGGCCAAGUACUGUGAGGAGCAGGCCAAGGCUGCUGCUGCCCGCGAACCCAAGAGUGCGGCAAGGAGCGGCAGCAAGGGGUUCGACACCUCUGCCUAG